AUGGGAUAUCUACGUAUCUUAAUCUUAUGUAUCACGGCUGUAACCGCCAAUGUGUGCCAGAACGAUACCCAGACGGCAGGAUCUCCUCUCUCUGGAAGUUUCGGAAUGGCCGGACUUACAUCUGUCUUUCUUUUGGAUAUUUUGGAAGACCAAGACAGUGAAUUACUUUAUUUUAUUGGGCAUUUUGGUUCAUCUGCUCCAGUUGACACAAUAAUCUACAAGUCAGACCCAGCCCUGGCCAAAGUGCAAGUGAUGACUUAUGAUAUCUACUGCUACUACUAUUCCAACGCCAUGUCUCCAAGCAGGGAGUUCAUCUAUAUCCAAGACCAUACAACGGAAAAGAUAUUCGAGGUCAGGACUUCAGACCUGGUCAUCUCCAGGGAGUUGUCAGUUAGCUCUGCCUCUGUGGGUGGGAAUUCAAACAUGGAAGUGAGUGAAGGCUUCUUCUUCAGCCUCAUCAUCAGCUCAAUCAUACACACUUGCAGAUGGGGCAUGGCAAAUACCAAUCUAGACUGAUUCACUUUCGGAGUCAAUAGUCAGGCCAAUUUGGCCCCAAUCAAUGCCGAUCUGCUGUUCUUUGGAUCAACUGACACAGCAGCCGACCAAUACUACCUGGUGAACUACAACUUGUCCUCCUCCAGCCUGGUCUGGAAGAAGAGCAUUGCCUGUCCCACUUCGGGCUGAGUGAACAAAUUCAGCAGCUCCCUGGUGAGCAGAGAUAAAGAGUGGGUCUACACAAUGGUGCUGUACAAUGCCAACUUUAUUUUCCAAAAACUCACCACCACCGACGGGAGUCCCCAAAGCUCAGGGCUGAUUUGGAACGACAGUGGGUAUGGGCAUAGUUACUGAAUGAAAGAGUUCAGUGGUUUCAUUGCCAUUCAGAUUCUCAGUACCUCGUUAUCAAGUGCUAAAAGGUUGAUUCUGGUCUCCCCCUCGGCCGCAGAAGUUGUGAAGGAGUACAAGUCAGUGAGCUCGAGUGCUUAUGCAGUUGGAAGGUUGCUAUAUAAAGGGGAAGAGCUAAUGUUUCAUUCUGGAAGAAUAAACACCAAUUACACAUUCUUCUUAGCUAGAUCGCCCACAAACAACAUUGGACAACUUGCUGAGUUUGAAGAAGACACUCCUCUGUUCAGUCCAAUUACCACUUCCUAUCAGGUGUCGUCAACAACAUCAAACCCAAGCCUCACCACAAGCACGAAGACACUUACUAUCUCAACUUCAUCGUCCAUCACUACUAUUGACAUCGCGUCAUCGACAAAUCCUUCGUUCACCACAUACGUGGCUUUGUGGAACCAAACCUACUUGAAGAUUGUCCAGAGCAACGCUUCUGUGAAAUUGGAAUUCACUUCGGCCUGAGCUCAGUCAGCUAAUUACACUGCCAUUAGUUUUAGUCUGGCCCAAACUGGCUCAAAUACGAUACCUGGGUGGGUGCAAUUGGAUGCAGUCAACCAAGAGCUACACCUCAACACCACUCCAAAACUGCCCGAAAAGAAGACUUUCUAUUUCUCACUGCAGAUCUCCUUCAACAGUGAAGUGCACUACAAGAAGUUUGAGAUCACUGUAGAAGAAUGAUCCAUUCAAAACUGCGAUCGAUGAACACUAGGAGACCAUAGCACUUGAGAGGCUUGAUCAGAUGGCUAUCAGAGCUCUGAUGGCCAGACCUCUUGCUCUAAAGUAGCUGAAACUACAGCUGCUACUGAAACUAAAGCUGCGACUGCUAUGGUGGCGUUGGGUGUCACACUUGCUAGUGCUUCAUCUAUACUUUCAUUAUCAUCUAUCAACUCUAUCUUUAGCAUUAUGAACAGCCUACAACUAGCAAUAUUACUGCCUCUAAUUCCUGACUACUUCUCCCCCAAAGUAUUAGAGUUCCUGAGCGGGAUGGGUUUCACAAUGCUCUCAUUUGACUUCAUCAAGCUCAAUGAUAUUCCGCUUGUCGAGAGACUAACUGACUGGGUGUCAUAUCCCCAAUCUGAUGGGUAUUUAAACAGUCUUGGAAUGAGGUCUGGCAGCUCAGUUGUUAAUUAUUUGUCCCUCAUGGUCAUUAUCAUACUGGUAGGGAUUAUUCACAUUGGUGUAUUGAUAUGAUACAGAUGAACAGAGAACUCGAAGCACAGAAAAUGAAAGGAGUUUACCAAGAAGCUGUUCACGUUCUUCACAUUCAAUGUUUACAUAAGGAUAUUCAUGCAAGCAUUAGUAUUUACAACUCUAUCAAUAUUUGCAGAACUGUACAAUCUCAAUCUUGCUACGACAGUCACAAUAGUAUCAUUUGGGCUUUGAGUAUUGUUUUGAUUGUGCACAAGCGUGUUGUUUAUUCUAUCAUUCAUCAUGUAUUGCAAGUCAUUUCCUCAGUUGGAUAAAAAAAAGUAUUGGGCAUGAACUGAAUAUUUCAACGGAGUCAAGCCAACUAAAUAUUCUAAGCUCUACUCUUGCUUGUUUAUGCUGAUGCGAGUAUUGCUGACUUCAUUGCUCAUUUUUGGGGAAUCUGCUAGUCAAAAUAACAGAGCCACUUACUUCUACUUAUUCAACAUUGCUUAUUGUCUUUAUUUAGUUAUUUUCAGGCCAUUAGAGAAUCCUCAAGACAGUAUUAUUGAAAUCAUAAAUCAAUUGCUGUUCUGUAGCUUGGCAGUUCCAUUAUCAUGGCUGGACACAAAAGAAGCCUGGAAACCGUUCUAUGAAAGAUUUUAUAUAACUGUAUUCAUGGUGUCUCCAGCUAUCGGAAGCUUAAUCUGACUAAUGUUCUUAUUAAAGUCAAUAGUAAUUUGCAUACGAAAAUGGAAAGCUAAGAAUAAACCACAAAAUGUUGCUCCCAAAAAGCCCUCCUCUCGUAAUAGAGCACCUCAGAUCCUUAAUGAUCACAACCCGAAUCCCUCACCAUCUAUCAUCAACCCGUCUUCAAGCAUGAGCAGAAGCAAUGUUCAGAUAGCACCUCAUCAAGCAACUCAAAGACGCCCUUAUGAAAGAUCUGAUCCCAGAAUAACUCCAAUGAGGAGGAAACUAAAUAAUCCCAGAUAAUUAUUUGAUAAUA
Moneuplotes crassus is the source of this 3022-nucleotide messenger RNA. NCBI's taxonomy places the organism in Eukaryota, Ciliophora, Spirotrichea, Euplotida, Euplotidae. The record is from the annotation of a GenBank genome assembly.